AUGAUGAAAAUGCUAGAGGAUCAUUCAGAUGAUGAAAAUAUUUUUGAAGAUUUAGAUGAAAGCGACGAUAGCGUGACUGAAGAUAACAUGGAAGCACGCAUUGAGAGUUCUGAAUCAGAACAAAACUAUGAAGAAUUCAGCAAUGACGACAGCACAGAUAAUGCUUCAUAUUUUCUCGGAAAAGACAAGUCCAGUAAAUGGUAUCGAGAUAUUCCCAACAAGAAAAAUCGCGCCGCGCCUCAUAAUUUGUUGAAGCAGUUACAAGGUGUUAUAGGCCCUGCAAAGUUAUCAAAAUCUCCAGUUGACUGUUGGAAAUACUUAUUCACUGGAGAUAUUCUGGAUAUCAUUGUAAAAUAUACUAACCAAUAUAUAAAUAUUAUCAAAAAUAAAUAUGGACGCGAACGAGACGCCAAACUUACUGAUGACAUUGAAAUAAAAGCAUUCAGAUGUAUAUUAUAUUUGGCUGGAGCUUAUAGAGCCAAUCGUCAAAGCCUUGAAGAACUAUGGGGAACCAAUGGUGAUGGAGUAGAAAAGUUUGGUAUGGUGAUGAACCUGAAACGAUUUAAAUUUUUGAUGCGUUGGUUAAGAUUUGACGAUAGAAAUACCCGAGAUGAAAGAAAGCUUAUUGAUAAACUUGCACCAAUACGAGAAAUUUUUUAUGAAUUUGUUAAAAAUUUUCAAAAAUGUUACUCUUUGAGUGAAUUUGUAACAUUAGACCUCACAGGUUUUAGAGGAAGAUGUGCAUUUAAACAAUACAUUCCAUCAAAACCAGCAAAAUAUGGCACCAAAAUAUACUCACUUGUUGACUCUAAAAUGUUUUAUACCUAUAAUUUGGAAAUUUAUGCUGGGAAUCAACCCGAUGGACCAUUUGACAUUAGCAAUAAGCCAACAGAUGUAGUGAAGAGAAUGAUUGCACCAUUACGUGGAUCUGAUCGCAACUUGACAGCAGACAAUUGGUUCACUGCCCUGGAUUUUGUGGAAGAACUGAAAGAGAUGAAACUUUCCUAUGUUGGCACAGUAAAGAAAAACAAUAGAGAGCUACCACCUGAAUUUGUCACGACAAAAUCUAGGGAAGUGUAUUCAAGUAACUUUGGACUACAUUAG
Messenger RNA from Pelobates cultripes (western spadefoot toad), 1104 nucleotides. The record is from the annotation of a GenBank genome assembly. Lineage: Eukaryota; Metazoa; Chordata; Amphibia; Anura; Pelobatidae.